Vespa crabro (European hornet) is the source of this 2618-nucleotide messenger RNA. RefSeq names its product BTB/POZ domain-containing protein 17 (gene Tango10). The record is from RefSeq and is a predicted model, not a curated record. The coding region runs from base 352 to 1875 and encodes 507 amino acids. The transcript is spliced from 4 exons. Gene Ontology annotation, molecular function: protein binding. Lineage: Eukaryota; Metazoa; Arthropoda; Insecta; Hymenoptera; Vespidae.
AAGACGUAAUAAAUCUGAACAAAUUCAUUAUAAUUUUGGUAUCUCUUCUAUUGUCUUUGAUCGUGAAGUUUUUCGUAUAAACGACGUUAUAUUUUGUCAAGAAGAUAAAAUAAAUAUAACGGAAAAUAAUAUUUUAAAAGGGCAAAUAUAAGGACAAGAAAAAAAAAAAGAAAAGCCCUGAUUGAACAUCAAAGAAAGUAGAGAUUGACAUGAUGCGUUUAAAUUGAAAGACAAUGCAGUUAAACGAUGCGAACACUUUAUAUGGAAAAAAAGACUUGUUUCAUUGAUUGAAAUAUUUAAUAAUAUAAAUAUAAUAACAAAUACUAAAUAACAGUGAGGAGACAUGUGCAGAUGUUACGUAGUACAUUUAGGUGGAUGACAGGUUCUUCAAAUAUGGAUUCAAUUAAGGAUAAUGAUGGUCUCACUAUUAGUGAGAUUAAAGAAGAAUCUGAAGGUUCUGACUCUAUAGAGGUGGACAAUUCAAGAACAGUUUUAUUAAAGAUAGCUACAUUAUAUGCGGAACGUCUUAUGAAUGAUAUCUGUUUGGUUGUCGAUGGAGUAGAAUACCCAGCACAUCGUCUUAUCCUUUGUGCUUCUAGUGAUGUUUUCCAAGUAAUGUUAAUGAGUCCACAAUGGAGCGAAUCUCAAGAAAGUAGAGUAACAUUGCAAGAAACUCCUCAGUGUGCUCCAAUAUUUAGUGAAUUUUUGCGAUACUUUUAUACCGGUCAGAUAAGAAUUAAUCACGGAGUAGUUCUCCCAAUCUUAUCAUUAGCAGAUAAAUAUAAUGUUAAAGAUUUAAUAUCGUUGUGCCUUGACUAUAUGCAAGAUCAUAUUGCUUUGGCUGCUAUACAUGGUACAUUAGUAUCAUGGUUACAAUAUACUUCUAAUUGUGGUCAUCACGAUAUUACUCAAUCAUGUCAAAAUUUUAUUAAAUGGAAUUUAGAAUUAGUGGCCAAAACAUCAGACUUUGGAAAUUUUGAUUUGGACAUAUUAGUGUCGUUGUUACAUCAAAGUAGUUUAGUUAUAAAGGAUGAGAUGACACUUUAUAAGUGCCUGGAAUCAUGGUUGGAUCAUCAGGCAAACAGAUUAAAAACUCAAUUAUUGCCUGACGAAUUGGAGGCAACAUUAAAGCAAUUAGUGGUAGCUGUUAUGUCACCUGUUAGAUUUCCAAUGAUGUCUCCUAGACAACUGGCAGAAUUACUUUUAUCACCAUUAACGAAAAAGUACAAAGAAUUUUUUGUAGAACGUAUGUCCAUUGGAAUGUCCUUUCAUUCUGGACAAAUUGAGAGAGUGAAGGAGGUUUGUUUGAACGAGGAAGAUGGUGCAUUAUUAUUUGAGCCAAGGCUUUACACAGUGGACACGUGUAGUUCUUUACUUACAAUAGAAAAUUUUCAUGGAUUGCCUUCUUAUCAUACAAGAACGCUUGUGUUCUCAAGUCAUUCCUGUCUUGCAGAAUAUGCUGGUGAUAAGGCAUGCGAAUGGGUCGUAGAUAUUUAUCCAAAAGGUGUUUGGUUUAAAAAGUUUUUCCUUAUUGUAUGGCAAGGGACCGUAGAAAUGCCUGAACACGUUAAACGUUCUGUUAGAUUGUCUUUAACUUGUAAGGAACCUCCGGUUAAUAGUGAUACUGAUAUGAGAGUAAAAAUAGGUGUUCUGAUAUACGGACUCCAAGAUGGAGUUGAACAUAUUGCAAGAGUGACGGAAAUAAUACAUAGAUUUAGUAAAAAAGAACGAGUACUCAAUCUGGAUGAUUUAUUACCAUUCGAAGAACUUAAUCCACAACAAGGUUCUGUAACAGAAAAUACAGUAUCUCCAUUCUUAGUUGGGCCCAAUAAAGAUAUACUUAAAUUGCAUAUAGUCAUCUCUCCAGCCAAUUAAUAUAUAAAUAUAGAUAUACUGUUGUAUUAAAUGCGUACGAGAAAACAGGAACGAAAUAACGUUUUUUUUUUCUCUCUCUUUCUAGGUAAAUAUGUGUUUUUGAUAUUAUUUAUAUAUAUAUAUAUAUAUACAUUUUUUUUUUUUUUCUUUAUAAAUUCAAUUUCUUAAUUCAUCUUAAUUGUUGUGAGCGACUAAUAAUUGAUGACACAUUAAAAAUAUGAUAUUAAAUGUAUAGCUGGUUAUAUCUUUAAAUUAUUAUAACAGAUAAUUUUUUUUGUGUGCUAGUAGAAUAAUGCAAGGUUUGAUUUCUUGAAACAAUUUUCUUUUUUUUUCUUUUCUCUUUUUUUUUUUUCUUUUUUUUAUCGCUUAACGCAAAGAAAUCAAAUUAAAAAAAAAAAGAAAAGUUUAUUAUCAGUAAAAUAUAUAAUUUGUGCAAUCAUUUGUAUCUAUUUUAUAUGUGUAUAAUAAUUUGUAUAUUAUGUGUAAUGAACACAUAUGUAUUUAAGUGUAUAUAUACAUUGAUCUAAAUUUAAGUUUCUUGUUUUAAAGUAUAAUCUUAUAUUUGAUUAUAAUAUCGAGGGAAAAACAAAAAAAAAAAGAAAAAGAAAAAAGAAAUACCAAUUUAAAACCAAGUUAGUUACGUUUAUUAAAUCUUGUCAAUAGAGUAUCAAAAAAUCUUUUAUUAGGAAUGAAAAUAUUGUCGAUGUAUAUAUAAUCGUGUUAAUAAAUCAAAAAUAAAAUAA